GGGGCAUACGCGUCGCGUUAAAAUUUUCGCGGGAAAUCGCAGUAUCGCGCGUUCCACGUUCGAAAAUUAUUCUGUGUUAUUCCAUUUUGAAAUUUGUGUUACAAAAUUGUUGUUAUGUGCCAGUGCUAAUGUGUGAAGUUACUAGUGUUUUUCUCCAAUAUCAGUGGUAAUAAACAAAGUGUUGUGAUGUAACCUUACAAUGGAAAUCUGCUAAAGUAAAAUGACAAAGGAGAUCGUUCAUGCGACUCUCCCGUCAUAUUCAACAAAAAAGACUAUAGACCCAAUUAAUAAAAGCAAUGGAACAAGAACAAGCAUCGACAGAAGAAGAAUCAAAAACAUUGGAAACAUCCAAAAUGUCAUCAACAAACCAAGUGAAGCUAUGGACAAUGCUCAAACACACGCGGUUAAAAGAACUCUUAAUAGUAGAAAAUUAAUUAAAUUACCAAUGUUAUUUUCAUUCCUUGUUUUCUAUAUAUGUGUUAUAAAUGUGAUAAUUAUGUGUGAUGUUAGUGAUAGUGAAGUAAAUUUAAAGACUUUCAAAGAAAUAAAAAGUACUCAUGCGUCGCAGGCGUAUUUAAGAGAGAGAAAUAAACAUGGACACAAACGUGACAUGCACAAUAAAAAUAUUCGUAGCGGUCUCGCUUCCCAAAGAAUAGAAGAUGACGAUAUAAAAACUGAUAAAUACUCAAGUUCAGAUGCCCAGGAACUCAGUAAAGUCUACAACUAUUUUAAAAAUAAAGACGAAAUGGUUAAUUCAACUGAGUACCCCCAUCGCUACAAAUUACCUAGAUAUGUAUACGAUGACAUACACGCUGUGGGCUAUCCUCACGAUUUGGCAGUUAAUGCAUACUACGUGAAAAAGACAAAUUUUAAUCUGAGACCGGAAAAACAUCGGUUCAAUGAAAAGAUUGUGAAAUUAGGUGUUCUUUUGCCUGCGGAUCCUGGUCAAGUGUUUUCCCUUGUGAAAGUUUUGCCAAUAUUGGAGAUGGCUGUACCUGCUAUGACCAAACCAGAUGGUCCUCUGCCGGGAUGGAAAAUCUUAGUGGAUUAUCGUGAUACUGGCUGUUCCUCGGUGGAAGGACCAUUGGCUGCUUUCGAAUUCUACAUCAACGGAUCUGCGGAUGCCUUUAUCGGCCCUGGUUGCGAAUACGUCAUCGCACCUGUGGCGAGAUACGCCGGGCCCUGGGGUAUCCCCGUUAUAACCGCGGGGGCCCAGGCCGAAGCCUUCAGCUACAAGAGCGGCAGUUACGUCACUCUGACCAGAAUGAUGGGGAGCUACAUCCAGGCUGGUGUUGCAAUCAGAAAAGUAUUCGAGGAGUUCAACUGGCGAAAACUGGGAAUGCUGUACCACAAUAACGACCCUACCACCGGACAAGGGAACAGUCCAUGUUUCCUUACAUUAAGCGCCAUAUUUACAGUGCUGAAGAAGAAGGAAUCCAGUGCAACGAUUCCUAACAUACCGUUUGACGAAAGAAAUACUACUACCGCGUCUUUGAAACAGUUGUUGAGGAAACUAUCCUUGAAUACUAGAAUCGUAGUAGUGUGCGCUAACCCGAGUACAGUCAGGGAAAUCAUGUUAGCCGCCGACGACCUCAACAUGGUGUCUUCGGGAGAGUACGUGUUCUUCAAUAUUGAACUAUUUUCGAAUUUGGCGUCAGCAUCGUCAAAAGAACCAUGGAAAGUUGAAGGCGACACGGAAGAGCGGAACGAGCGAGCGAGACGGGCAUAUAGUGCUGUCCUCACUGUCACCAGCCCAGCGCCUGAAAAGAAGGAGUAUUUGGAAUUCUCAGACCAGGUGAAAGAAUUAGCAGCCACGAAAUACAACUACACAUUUGGCAAAGGAGAAGUGGUGUCCACCUUCGUAGCCGCCUUCUACGACGCCGUGCUGUUGUAUGCGCUUGCGCUGAACGCUACUCUGAGGGAGGUUGACAUCACUAAGGGGCCGUUAGAUGGCGCCGCUGUCAUAAGGAACAUGUGGAAUAGGACCUUUCAAGGGAUCACCGGCGAGGUUAUAAUCGACUCGAAUGGAGAUCGCGUGGCGUCGUACUCUCUGCUGGAUAUGAACCCCAAGACCAGUAUGUUCGAGGUGGUCGCGACGUACGUAGCAGCCAACUCCUCGCUCCAGUUCAUCCCGGACCGCCCCAUCCACUGGGCCGGGGGGAGGCUCACCCCACCACCAGACACCCCCGAGUGCGGCUUCGAUGGCGCCCUGUGCCCUGACAAUUCUCUUCCAGUGUACGCCAUUCUCAGUAUAGUCCUCAGUUCAGUAGUGGUCGUGCUCGCCAUCUUGUCAGUUUUCAUAUACAGGCACUACAAGCUGGAAGCGGAGAUAGCCAUGAUGACCUGGCGCGUGAGCUGGACUGACGUGCUGCACCCAGGCGGGAAACUCCGGGGCAGCAUGCAUUCCUUGGCGAGGAGGUACAGCGCCGGGACCGCAUUUUCAGACGAAGCCACUUCUUUGCCAGGCGAUAGACAAGUCUACGCACCAUGCGCAUUUUACAAAGGCUGUCGCGUGGCCAUCAAGAAAGUGGACAAACAACGCAUAGACUUGACCAGGCCUCUACUUCUAGAACUGAAGAAAAUGAAGGAUCUGGAGCAUGAUCACCUGGCCAGAUUUUAUGGAGCCUGUGUAGACCCCCCACACUGUUGUCUGCUAACGGAAUAUUGUCCAAAGGGGUCGUUACAAGAUAUUUUGGAGAAUGAGAACAUUAAGCUGGAUUGGAUGUUCAAAGUUAGCCUGAUGCAUGAUAUUGUCAGGGGCAUGCACUACCUCCACGGAACCGACAUCAGAUCUCACGGCGCUUUGAAGUCCAGCAACUGUGUGGUGGACUCCCGUUUCGUCCUGAAGAUCACGGAUUUUGGACUCCACGCCUUGAGGACUUCGGAGAAAGAUUCAAGGGCGCACAGCUAUUGGACGCGUCUGAUGUGGACAUCUCCGGAGCUGCUUCGCAUGGCCGACCCACCACCAGAAGGCAGCCAGAAAGGAGACGUGUAUUCCUUCGGUAUCAUCAUGCAUGAGAUCGUCAACAGGCAGGGCGUGUUUUGGCUAGGGCCCGGUGUGGAAAUGGCUCCGAAAGAUAUAAUUGAAACGGUAAUAUCCAGUGGGUUACGACCAAACACGUCACACCACCGGUCGUGCGAGGCUGAUGAUGCCACAGAGCUGAUGAAGAGAUGCUGGGCCGAAGACCCGGCCGAGAGACCAGACUUUGCGCAUUUGAAGGGCGCAGUGCGGAGGCUCAACAAAACUCAAGAAAGUAGCAACAUUCUAGAUAAUUUGCUUUCUCGAAUGGAACAGUACGCUAAUAAUUUGGAGUUUUUGGUUGACGAGCGCACUCAAGAUUAUUUGGAAGAGAAGAAGAAAUGCGAAGAGCUUCUGUACCAAUUAUUACCAAAAUCCGUAGCAUCUCAACUCAUCAACGGGCAGUCAGUCGUCGCAGAGACCUUCGAGCAAGUCACCAUUUACUUCUCGGACAUCGUGGGUUUCACUGCCUUAUCAGCUACCUCCACUCCUAUGCAGGUUGUUGACCUCCUGAACGACCUUUAUACGUGUUUCGAUUCCAUCCUUGAGAACUACGACGUCUAUAAGGUGGAAACCAUUGGAGACGCGUAUAUGGUUGUGUCAGGUCUCCCAGAGAGGAACGGCACCAGGCACGCGUGCGAAGUGGCCAGGAUGGCGCUGGCUCUCCUCAACGCCGUGAGGCGGUUCCGUAUCAGGCAUCGGCCGCAUGACCAGCUCAAACUGAGGAUCGGACUGCAUUCUGGUCCAUGCGUAGCUGGAGUGGUCGGGUUGAAGAUGCCCCGGUACUGCCUAUUCGGAGACACGGUCAACACAGCUUCAAGGAUGGAGUCUAACGGCGAGGCCCUGAAGAUCCACGUGUCACCGGUGACAAAGGCGUUGUUGGACACCUUCGGAACUUUCCAACUGGAGUGCCGAGGAGAGGUUGCCAUGAAGGGAAAAGGAAUUCUAGUCACAUACUGGUUGUUAGGCGAAAAAGUGGACCCAAAUGCCCCGAAAGAAAAGCCACAACUAACAAAAACACAAGCUUUAUCUGCUGACAGUGGUUCCUUAUCACAUUUAACACCGUUUCGACAACGAGUGGAUGGGCUUAGAACUUCCCGUGAUGACCUGCGAAGAAACUCUGCAGCAUUCCCACAGAAAUCCACAGACAAACCCGAUCAAGAAACACAACCACUUCUUCAAACAUUGAAACUGACCAGACAACACUCAGAUCCCAUAGAACCAGUAGCCAAUGGACUAACAGAUAACGGUGAAGAUUUAGAUAAAGUUAGCGUUUCAAACUCCAUAUCACUCAAUGUUAACUCCCUAAAUCAUAAUUCUGGACCAAGAGUGAAAUUGAAGGAUUGCCAAGCCAACUCGAUUGGUAAUCAUAAAUCGAAUAAGGUAGGUAACAAUAAUUGGAUAGCCAAAAUACCAACAGCCAGUUCCUUUGAUAAUGGUACUAAGAAAGGAAGUGAGCAUUUAAAAGACUACAGUAGUGUUCCUUUAUUAUCUAAAUCUGAACCGUUAAAUGAUUCAAUUGUUUAGAUUUCUGUACCUUUUAAUUUUUUAGAUUAUUUUUAGCAAGUUCCAUUAAUACCUAUAUAAAUCUGUAUGCCAAAUUUUCAAGUGAAAUAAAUUUUGGAGCUUUCGGCUUCGUACCAGUCACUAUCACCCUUUUUUGAAAAAUCUGAGUUGUCGACUUUAUAAUAAUAGAAAUUUUAAUGCUCCAUCAGUAUUUCUGAUAUGAUUUGUUUGAUCUCGUAUGGUAUUGUAGCAGUGAUUUUAGAUUGUUUGAAUUUAGGUUUUGUUUGUAGAUAAAUUUUUGUGUCAUAUUUGUGAAAAUUUGGUAAGUACUUAAAUCACCACUCCUAGACUUUUCCUCAUGAUUGAAAUGUAAGUUAAUAAUUUAGAGUGCGCAUCAGGAUUUAUUUGAAAGAGCUUAUUGAGCAUUUGGUUGUUAAUAGUAUUAUUUAAUGUAAAUAUUUGGGCGUAAGUAUCGGUCAAAGUAUUCUUAUAGUACUAAAUUAAGAGAGAAUUUUAUGAUUGUCCGUAUUAUAGUGUCAAUAUAAUGUUAGAUAUAUAAUAUUUAUUUGGUGAAAAAAGUUGACAAAAUGUGAAUAUUACAAUAUAUAAACAAUAUAUUAUAUAUAUUACAUAUAACUGUGCUAAUUUAUGAUCGUACUAGUAAGGUACUAUGGACUUCAAAGAUCAAUUUUGUUUUUACCUUUGUACUAGUUACCAUCUGCGGUUUUGUAUUUUAUUUUAGUAAUAUUUAUUUGUUUAUCUUUUAUAAAAGACUUUACUAUUUAAAAUUAUCCAAAGAUAUCAUAACCGUGAUAUUAAGUCUAUGUGCGUCAAAUUUUAGCAAAUCUCUUCAGUGCUACUUCUGUAGAGUUUCCAAAAUAAGUCAUUAGCUUACACAGAUAAGUUAUCAUGAGUUAUAAAGGAGUAACAAAAAAUAUAUAAGUAGGUAUAUCUCAACGACAAUUUGGUCGUCUAGCGUCGUAACUUGUCGCUCAAUUCUUUUAAGGUUGCAAUAUUUAAGGUACUAAGUGGAAAGUUACUUACAUUCCUAAAUCGUUAGAUGUAAGCUGUUUGUGUGAUAAUUUAUUACCCAACAUAUGUUGUCAAAACAUAAAUUUUAAUGAAGAUAUGUUUGUAAUAAAUGAAAAGCCUAAUUUUAGUAAAUUAAGAGUUCCUCAUAAAUAAGAAACUAAGUUGUGUGCACGGUUUCUUUUUGAGAAUUUUCAAAACAUUUUUUUUAGCUUUCCUCCACUAGGAAUUAAGGCACAGUUCAGCACAUUUCAUGUCAGUCGUCACGCAUUAAAUAACAGAAUUUUUUAAAAUAAUUCUACACUAAAACAAAAAAGCUGCCAAAUCUCAAGAGCAUUUAAUAAAUUCAUGAACUCUCCUGCUGUCCCUAUCUUCUAUACUCUGACAGAAAGGAAUAGAGUUACAUAGUUAAGAGUUGACAACGCACUUGUGACAGCCUAAAGUUGGCCCGAUAUGUUUUUUUUUGUCCGUACCUUACCCUGUAUCGUGUUGUCGUCACGUUCAAAGAACGCUGGAUUGGACGCAUAUUUUGUAACACAGAAUACAUAGAUUUGUAUUACGUGAUCUGCCCCACUAGCCAAAUGUCAAUCCACAAACGAAAUCGUAGCCAUAGAUAAUUUAUCACUAGAUGGAGUGACACCAUGCAAUCGUCGCUUAAAAAAAGAGGGCAAUAUUCAACCUGAUACGCGGUAUCUAGUGGUAUAUUAAUCUAAGGCAAUAUCUGCUCGUAGUAUAGAAUAUCUUCCGAACGUUUGACACUUGACUAUGAGGGCUGAUACAUCGAGAGCUAGUUAUUCGUUUCAUCCAGAGUUAUUGAAUCGCGACGCUGACACGACAUAGAGGUACGGUACGGACAAAAUCACAUGUCUGCACUCAGCUUUAUGCUGUGCUACUAAUGCCAAACCAAGUCAAUGCGCCAUUGUCUAAUGAAAAGCAUUAAAAUACAUUUUAAUUUAUUUUACUAUCGAAAAUUCGAUGGCUAGUUUUAAUUUUAGUCAAGAACUUGUAAAUAUUUAAAUUUAACAACUAUUUAUUGUAAAUAUAUGCUUAUAAAUAUAAAUUUGUUGUGAUCUUAGUGAAAAGUAUUCUUAAGUGUAUUAAAAUAGUAUUAGACUACGAGAUGAAUUUAAAUGUUUUAAAUCGUUAUAGUAAAAAAAAGAGUGAGAAUUAA
Messenger RNA from Amyelois transitella, 6725 nucleotides. It is a transcript of the gene Gcy, whose product is annotated as atrial natriuretic peptide receptor 1. The transcript is spliced from 20 exons. Lineage: Eukaryota; Metazoa; Arthropoda; Insecta; Lepidoptera; Pyralidae. The record is from RefSeq and is a predicted model, not a curated record. Gene Ontology annotation, cellular component: membrane. The coding region runs from base 221 to 4546 and encodes 1441 amino acids. Gene Ontology annotation, biological process: receptor guanylyl cyclase signaling pathway; intracellular signal transduction; cGMP biosynthetic process. Gene Ontology annotation, molecular function: ATP binding; guanylate cyclase activity; protein kinase activity.